Molecule: messenger RNA, 3244 nt
Organism: Serpula lacrymans var. lacrymans S7.9
Lineage: Eukaryota; Fungi; Basidiomycota; Agaricomycetes; Boletales; Serpulaceae
Exons: 7
Coding region: 27-2375 (782 amino acids)
Biological process (GO): mRNA cis splicing, via spliceosome; regulation of alternative mRNA splicing, via spliceosome
Cellular component (GO): catalytic step 2 spliceosome; U2-type prespliceosome; U2 snRNP
Molecular function (GO): RNA binding; protein binding
Source: RefSeq, a predicted model, not a curated record
AUACUGAAACGCAUUCAGAAACUAUCAUGGCUGUCGAGACGCAAACUAUGCCAGGGCUGAACGGGCAUGCCUACAAUGGCGAUGUCGAAAUGCACGACGGUGUAAAAGAGCCCAGAUUUACAAGUGGGCUUAUUCUACCACCGCCCGAGAUUAAAUCGGUCAUUGAUAGAACUGCCCUAUUCGUUGCUCGCUCUGCCAACCCACCGCAGUUCGAGGACAAGAUCCGCGAGAAUCAGCGUCAGGAUCCAAAAUUCUCGUUCCUCAACCCUGCGGACCCUUACCAUGCUUACUACAGGCAUCGCAUGGACAGAAUAUCUCAGGGAGAAGUGAUAGAGGAAGGCACGCUAGAUAAAGAAAAACCAGAAGGUGUUGAGCAAGUACCAAUUGUUCAGGAAGAUAUUGGACUGGAGCCACCGCAACCUCAGUUUGUCAUGGAUCUCCCUAACAUUAGCACGAUAGACUUGGACAUCAUGAAGUUGACGGCUUUGUUCACUGCUCGGAGAGGCCGCGCCUUUCUCGCCAAUCUAUCGCAGCGUGAAGGGCGCAACUACCAGUUUGACUUUUUGAGACCGACGCACUCGCUCUUCGGUUAUUUUAACCGGCUAGUGGAACAAUACACCAGAGUUUUGCACCCAAGUAAAGAGAUGCUGCAAGAUUUGGAAGAGCGUGCGCAACAGGGCGCCCGUUGGAAGACUCUGGAGCAAGCGAAAAAAUAUGCUCGCUGGGAGCGCGUUAAGCGGGAGCAGGACAAGAAGAGAUAUGAUGACCAGGAAGCUGAAAGGAUUGCUUUUGCGGAAAUUGACUGGCAUGAUUAUGCCAUUGUACAAACAAUAGAAUUUACAAUGGCAGAUGCUAAUUCUGAACUUCCACCUCCCAUGAGCGUACAAGAAGUCGAGAAUAUGACACUGGCUCAAAAGAGAAUGGCUGCCAUGAUCAUGGAAAAUACAGCCGAAGAUAUCGAGGCACACAGAGCUCGCCAGGCUGCCGCAGAAGCGGAAGCUGCUGCUGCAGUUGGCGGGGUCGGCAUUGGUAUGGAAGAUGACGGUGAUGCUGCGAUGGAAGAAAGUGACGACGAAGACCAAGACGUACAAGAGAGAAAGAGACGUGAGGAAGAAGAGAGGUCCAGAGAAUUGGAGCGUGCUAAGGCUAUUCAAGCCAGUGCCAACGCAGUCGGGCCAAUGAAAAUCAGGACUGACUAUGUCCCCAAACUCGGAGCAAAAAAGAACGCUACUUUCACAACAUGUACGAUUUGUGGUCAACAAAUUGCUGUGGACGAGUUGGACGAGCACAUGCGUAUUGAGCUACUUGAUCCCAGAUGGAAGUCGCAACGUGAUGUCUUGGAAGCUCGCAAAGCUCAAGCAUCUGAGCUACUGCGUGGUGCAAAUGUGGUUUCUUCACUAAAAAAUCUUGCCCGUACUCGUGUGGAUAUCUUUGGUGCUGAGGCAGAUGAAGAACGACGCAAGAAGGAAGAGGAAGAAGAGAGAGAGAAACGGAAAGAAAGGGAGAAAGUUGUUUGGGACGGCCAUACCGCUUCAAAAGCGAACACUUUGGACAAGUACUCGACAAAUGUGAACUUCGACGAACAGAUUGCCGCUAUCCAUCGGGCGAAAGGUCUUGGCCCACAAGAUGCCAACGCCAUUGGACCUGGCAUUGGACCUGCUGCUGCUCCUCCGCCCGCGAUGACUGGUCUUCCCCCAGCGCCGUCGUCGCUUCCUGCACCGCCAAUCCAAGGAGGGUCUGGUACGUCAAAUAAUCCAGCAUACUCAGCUGCCACUAUUUCAUCGGGCCCACAACCUGCAUCUAUAUAUCCCAAUCAACCACCACCAGUAAUGCUUCCACCACUCCACUAUCAGGGUCUUGACGCAGCACAACCAUUCGGGUACCAGCCCCCUCCUCCAGGCAUGCACCCGGCUAGAAUUGCGGCGAUGGCAGCAGGUGGGGCUAUGCAGACACCUCCGCACACUGGAGUCGUGCGGUCUGCGGAUGAGAUGGAAGGUAUAAUUGGUGAAGGUCAGCCUCCUCCCAAAAGGCAGAAGGUAGCUAAGCUGCCGGGAGGUGCGGUAUAUCCGGAGGCUGAUUGGAUCAGCAUGCAUCCUUACACCAUCUCGUUAUUUGUACAGCUUCCUAAUGACCCGUCCAAACCUGAGUGGAAACUUGAUGGCACCACUGUUACGAUCCCUGAUCUACCACUGAACCUUCUGGUCGCCACUCUGCGGGAUCGUAUCAUACAGGUCACCCAAACCGGUUUGCCUGCCUCGAGAAUUAGGUUAUCUUACGCUGGCAAAAUGCUCACUAAUGCCAACUCGAUAGCCAGCUACAAUCUGGAGGACGAAGAUGCUCUUGUGCUUAGUGUCAGCACCCAAAAGAAGAGGUAAUGUUGAUAUCAAUAUUGUAUAUAAUUCGUGUAUGUCUAUGAAAUGUGCGAGCAACAACCAAUGUCCGUUACUUGAGCAACAAUGUCCUGAAAAUACAUCAGCGUUACAUGAAGUGUGCAUUCUUGUACAAUCCGAACUCCUUCAUACUGCGGUUUGCCCUAAGUGAGAUUUAAGAUAAUGAAAAGUUAUACACUUCAGAAAUUGGUAAAGAAAAGUGGUGUCUUUAAGUGUCUUUGACAUGACGAAUGCAGCAAGAAAUGCGAUGUUUAUACACUUCAGAGAUUGGUAAAGGAAAAGUGGGUGUCUUUAAGCGUGUUUGACAUGACGGAUGCAACAAGAGAUGCGAUGUUAUAGGAUGCGUGCUGAGCGUGGAGGUGUGUGAGUAUUUGUGGGUGUCCAGGGGACAACAGGAGGCGAUGGCGGAACGUGAAGAACAGCUGAAAACUGAUUCAAGCUGUGAGACAUGGAUAUGGACAUGGACCGUGUCUCCUGCCAAUCCUUGCGAAGCUCGUGUGCCAGUGGUACUCGACUGUCCACAAGGUGCAGCACUGUAUUUCUUCGUGAUGAAUCCCAGGUGAGUGGAACGGUAUCUCUGAGCCAUUCCUCAUCUUCUCGCGAUGGGGUCUGCGGUACGGUUUUCUUCUGGAAGAUGCUUUGUGGCGAGAGAAGGUGUGGCGACUGAAUGAGUGAUGGAGGGAUGCGGGUUUCCCGCUCUAAGUCUCGCCUGGGACGGUGAAAAGAUGAUGUUCUGGUAUGCCGUGAACCAGUCGCCGUGGGCUUGCCGCAGGACGCUGACAUGUCGCGAAUACUGCAAGUCUUGAAAUAAGAGGGAAAGAGGGAAUGGCAAUGGGGGUAAAGGACACGAUGGU